Molecule: messenger RNA, 5687 nt
Organism: Lutra lutra (Eurasian river otter)
Lineage: Eukaryota; Metazoa; Chordata; Mammalia; Carnivora; Mustelidae
Gene: FAM194C
Product: chromosome 1 C3orf20 homolog
Source: RefSeq, a predicted model, not a curated record
GUCUUCAGUUUUCUGGGAACCACAUUAAAAAAGUGAAAUUAAUUUCAUGAUAUACUGUAUUUAAUCCAGUAUUUAAUCCAGUAUAUCUAAACUAGUUCAACAUUUAAUUAUAUUUAAAAAUAUCCAGAUAUUUUAUAUUUCUUUGCACACUGAGUUUUAAAAAAUCUGUAUAUCCACCAGUGGUACAUCUCAAUUCAGAUGCUAAAUUUUCAUCAGGAAUACUUGGUCUAUAUUUAUAUUUCUUAGAAAAUACAGUGAAAAGGUAGAUUCACACACCCAAAUUCCAUACACAAACAUUUCUUUUUUUUUUUUUUUAAUUUUAUUUAUUUAUUUGACAGAGAGAGAUCACAAGUAGACGGAGAGGCAGGCAGAGAGAGAGAGAGAGGGAAGCAGGCUCCCUGCUGAGCAGAGAGCCCGAUGCGGGACUCGAUUCCAGGACCCUGAGAUCAUGACCUGAGCUGAAGGCAGCGGCUUAACCCACUGAGCCACCCAGGCGCCCAUACACAAACAUUUCUAAGUUUGCCAGUAACUGUAUCAAAUAUCAGUUCUUUUUUUAAAUUUUUUAUUAACAUAUAACAUAUUAUUAGCCCCAGGGGUACAGGCAAAUAUCAGUUCUUAAUACAAUUUUACUUCCUUAGUCAUACUAACCACAUUUCAGGUACUCAGAAGACAUGACACCACUGCAUAGCAUGACUUUGCAUGAUCUGUUUUUUAUAUGCUUUAUGGUCUGACUACACGUAAUCCUCCCAUUAGUGACUAAAGGACUGAUAAACAUUUCUUCCAGGCAUGCAUUAAGCACUGAAGCUAUUCUUACUGCAGUGUUUAACUCGGAGGCAAGGAGUCAUGCUUCUGUCAGAAAACACGACCACACCUUACUCAUAUCUUUGUAAAGCUAAGCGAAAUGUUUUGGAUCAGAAAUUGCUUUGAAUUACUUGUUUUCACUGUAAUCUUUCCUCUAGGCCUUUGUGUGUUUUGAUACAGUCCCUUUGAAUUGGCUAAAUAAAUCAUUUUGUUCGCUUGCAAAAUUCCCGAAGGAGAAACUUUAAAUCCAUAUACAUGAGAUUCCUGCUAUGUUUAGCCAUACAUUUGCCAAAGACUUGUGGGAUCGUUUAUUUCCUCUUAAAGCCACAGUGCAGCCUGCAGGAUGGUUUUCAGCUAACCUUGUUGUGACAUCGAGAGGAGGCAGUAGAAUUUAGAAUUUGUAACAGGGGUCGGUACUGGUCUUUACAGUUAAUACAACAUAGAGGAGCCACGCCAUAUGUGUUUCGUUUCUUUUUCAGCCAGUGAAUUGAACUAAGUCAGUUAUAUGUCAGGCAGUUUGUGUAAAAAGCUAUAUGGCUAAGGUUUUAAUUCAUAGACCACAAGCAGAUCUUCCACCCCCAGGGCUCUGACUAUAAAAGGUACAGUGGAACCUUUCUGCUUUCCAUUCUUGCAGCACCCCAGGGUUCCUUCUAGAGGUACUCAGUUUGUAUGACUGUACCUGGAACCAUUUCUGGAAUCCGGUUAUCUCCAAGGCCCUUCCCAAAGUAACCCACUAACGUGGGUUCAUCUGAUGUUGUCUCUGGGAAGAAAAAGGAGGAGGGACAUCCCUUUGCCUUCCUGUGUGGAGGAGUCUUAUUCUUCCUGGAUAGGACCUGCUGGCUCAAUGACCUAUAAAGGCCGUUUCAUCACUUCCAUUCUGUCUGUCUCCAAGUCUUCACCCUAGGUAAGAGCUGUCCCUUUUGUUUUCCUCUCAAGGGGCUCUGACUUUCUACAGCUGCAGGUCCAUCUGGUCUGAGAUGGACAGUAUUACCUAGCAGGAUGCAUACUGUACCAACAUGACUGACAUCAAGAGCAACCGAGAAUUGUACCAGCAGUACACAGCCUUGGCUCCCAGGCUGCUGGCCCGCAUCUCCAGACUGCUCAUCAGUUGCCGGAACGCAGGCAUUUCUGUACCUAAGGGCAUCAGGAACAUCUUUGAGUUCACUUGGGAAGAACUCACUGCUGACCCCAUGUUGCCUACCCCAUCCAACAUCGUGGGCCUAGAGAUCAGCAUUGGACCCCCACCCGUGGUGCUCAUGGAAUUAACCCCUGCACAGGCCCCUGUCCAGAAGAAGCCACCACCACCACCACCAUCAGUACCACCACAGCAAUUGCUGCCCACAUCCACUGGGUCAGCCAAGUUCACCCAGUCUCCCACCCGUGGCCAUCUAGCACACUCUAGCCAGGAGACCCUGCACAGAUUCCAGCAGCAGUCCAUCCACCUGCUGACAGAGCUGCUCACCCUGAAGAUGAAGGCCAUGGUGGAGUCUGUGUCUGUAGGUGCCAAUCCCCUGGAUAUCACAAGGCGCUUUGUGGAGGCCAGCCAGCUCCUCCACCUCAAUGCCAAGGAGAUGGCUUUUGACUAUCUGAUCGGCACAAUGGGAAGAAGUAGCCGGAGUAUUGGACAGAUGGGGAAAGAUUCCUUCAUGAACACUCCAGCCAUGGGAGUGAACACGCCUUACCAGCUUGUCUAUGAGUCCUCCACUGGCUGUCUGAGCUUUUCCCUCUCAACUGGAAGGGAAGUCAAGAAGAAAACAGACACUGGAGUAACAGGUAAAUCAAAAAACUUAGAAGACAUAACCGUGUUGUCCUUUCAACGAGGAGCUGGAAUGUCUGCCUCUGACAGCGUGGAGUUCAGUGACCCCUGCCCUGAGGUCCGGGAGAAGCUGCAGGAGAUGUGUCGCCAUAUAGAAGCGGAAAGGGCCUCGUGGAAAGGGAGGACUUUCUUCUGUCCCCUGAUCUUUCGCAACUACAGGGCAAAGGUGCCCCCUCAUCUAAUGUCAGCCCCGAAAGGGGAUGCUCAGACCCCGAGCUCCCACCACCCUCACCCUUCAGGUGCUCAGACCUCCGCUUCCACCCUUCACCAGCCUCCCACCUACCACCACCCUCACUUUGUCCGGCAUUCUCAGGAGUGGAAGGUAUCCAAGAAGAUCAUCAAGUUCCAUUACGCCUUCUAUGAUGGGUCCUCCUUUGUGUACUAUCCCUCUGGAAACAUCGCCAUGUGUCAGAUCCCCACAUGCUGCAAAGGAAGAACCAUCACCUGCCUCUUUAAUGAUACGCCUAGCUUCUUUCUGGCUCUGCUCAAUGCUGAAGGACAGGGCUGUGUUCAGUACAACAUGAAGGCCCGUUGCCCAUACGUCUUGGUCUUGGAUGAGGAAGGUGGGACUGCCAAUGACUACAAAGGCUACGUAGUUCACAAAUGGAGCUGGACUUCUAAGACAGAGACUUUGCUUUCCCUGGAAUAUAAGGUGAAUGAGCAAAUGAAGCUGACGGUGCUAAGCCAGGACUCCAUCACGGUCACCUUCACCUCCCUAAAUGAAAGAAUAACACUCUCCGUAUCAGCCAACAACUGUCCCCAUGGGGUAGCACAUGAAAAACGGCUGCUGACCCGCAUGGAUGACAAAAUAUUUAAGAUGAACCGAGCUCUGGCAGAGAUCAAGAAGCGGUUUCAAAAGACAGUGUCACAGUUUAUGAAUUCUGUCUUGCUAGCAGCAGGGCUGUUCACCAUAGAAUACCCGGUUAAGGAAGAGACAGAAAUCAGUCGAGCCAAGGUAAAAUCGAGUCCCUAUCUUGAGCGGAGCAUCAAGCCAAUUUCAUACCCAGGAGAAGCUUUAUUACGAUCUCAGUCAGCCCGACCUGAAUCCUCAACUGGAGAGUCUUUGAGGGAAGAGCAUGGGUCUGCUUCUAUAAGCCCCACUCGGAGGAAGAGCAUCAGGAUCCACGCCAAAGCCGUGGUCACACCCAGAGGAAAGGCUGGAGAGAUGCGCAGCCCCACCAGGUGGGCAGCCUCACCCUCUGACUGCCCACUGGUGCUGCGGAAGCUCAUUCGCAAGGAAGACAUUCGGGCUGGCUGCAGGUGCCUGGUGAAGGCACCGCUGGUCACCGACGUGGAGCUAGAGCGCUUCCUGUCUGCACCCCGUGACCCCGGCCAGGUCCUGGUUUUCGGGAUAGUCUCAAGCCAGAACCCCACCAGCACCGCACAGCUCCAGUGGCUGCUUGACACACUCUAUAGUCACCGACAGCAGGGCCGUGCUUCGCCCUGCAUCCAGUGUCGGCAUGACCCCUACCGCCUGCUGCGGUAUGACCUGGACAGCUCCCUCCAGAAGGACCCACCCCUGCUGGUGAAGAAGUAUGCUGUGUUGCCGGGGAUGAUUCUGAUGUUCGCCGGGGGGAAGCUCCUUUUUGGUGGCUGUGUUUUGAAUGGAUAUGGCUUCAGUAGGCAGAAUCUGCUGAAACAGAUCUUCCAGGCUCGACGAGACUGCAAGAUGGGCUACUUCCUGCCAGACAACUACAAGUUUAGCGUUCCAACCUCCACCCCGGUCCCGGAAGACCCUGACUCAGCCAAGAAAGCAAUGUCGGAAGAUAUCCAACAAAGCUUCUCCUCGUUGGCCAUGGGGGACAAGGUGGAGGAGUCCCCUCCUGAAGCCGAGAAGAAAAUGAAAUCGCCUGAAGUGGAUUUGCCUGUUGUCAGCAAAGUCAGGAGGGGCAGUAAGAAGGUGGUCCCCUGGAAAAAACAGGCCUCUAAGAGGUGACGCUGUCCCUGUGGCUACCCAGAGCUCCAGGCCUGGACACAGCUCCUUUCAUGUCCACCCAGCCCUGCCUCCCAAAUCCCCUACCCGCUUUCUCUGAGCCUCUGCAUAAUAAAUGAGCAUGUCUCCAGCAUCUGGGUGAGGCCAUGGGAUAGGCUGGCUCCUACAAGGCCCCCACAGCCCUGUUCUAGGCUGAAUUCAUGGAAACUUGAUUUCUCUGACCCAGAGCUGCCUCUGUAACCAGUUAAAUCAGCCAGAAAAUCCCACAUUCCCAAGGAAACAGAUGUCUCACUGCAAGGGGGCCGAGCCAAAGGGUAUAUUAACUCUGAGGAGGUCGUGGAUGGCAUUAAAGUGUGCCCUCCUACCCUUAACAGGGUGGAAAAGGGCUCUGCUUCUGGCCCAGGUGGGUAAGAGUGGAUGAGAGAGAAGAGGGAGGAAAGAGACGGAGACAGAGACGGAGAGGAAGAACAGAUGGAAGAAAAGACAGAAGGAGAGAUAAGAGAGCCACUGAGAAGUGGGCAGGGCAAGGACUGAGGGAGAAGGAAACUAGGGAAGAGGGAGAAUAAGGGAAAGGGGCACAGAAUGGGAUGGAAAAGAUGGUGAGAGACCACGACUGGGGACCCUUUGGUGGUAUCCCAAAAGCCAGAAUUCCUGCGGCACCCCCGUGUGUUAAUGUCCCCAUGUAGCCCAGCCUCAGUACUCUUUGGUGGAUUAGACACCCCUUCUCAAGCUGACAGGCCUGAAGAGUCCUUACCAGCAUCAGGAGCCCUGAGAUGGCAGCCCCCUCUGCACCUCUCAGGUGUUGACUACCCCCCGGUGGUAGUCACCAGCUCUGGGUCUGUUUGUCUGAGGCUCCCGAGAGCUACUUGCCAGAGCAGGGCCUGGACCCCAGAGGGUCUGCCUGGUUCUCCAGACUUUGAAAAGAGUUCAGGUCCUGAUCUGUGGGCUGUGUUUGGUGAUGAGCUCUAUACUUAACUACUUGUGCUCCUUUGGAAUAGAUGUUUUUCUCAUCUGAAUUUUUUGAGGUUUAAUUUUUAUCCUUUGUAUCAUUCAAAGGCUUGUUUUGAAUUAUACAUGUAUUCCCCUAAAAAUGGAUUUGAAAUGACAUGCUAUGUUCUUAAGCCUGCAUCUCUUGAU